AUGAGCUUGCAAGGGUCGAUUCAUACGUGGUCGGACGGUAUCGGGUACGGCGCUUUCAUGCCGACCGACCGGGCAUACUUCAAUGUACGGACGCCGAGGGCAAGCGUUCGGCGACCUUCGAGCGAAAACGUGCGGGAGUACCGAAGAAACAAUGUCACUGCCGGGAUAGACACGCACAGGUCGGACGUGUCCUUCGGCAGGAACACGGAGAGUAUUCGCGGAGGCGUGGAUGGCGACUCCAGGGCACGAGAAGCCACCAAGAGCUUGACGAGCGGAGAGGUGAAGUUUCUACUCGAUUGA
Ectocarpus siliculosus is the source of this 300-nucleotide messenger RNA. NCBI's taxonomy places the organism in Eukaryota, Phaeophyceae, Ectocarpales, Ectocarpaceae. The record is from the annotation of a GenBank genome assembly.